This is a messenger RNA of Cavia porcellus (domestic guinea pig), 2330 nucleotides long. RefSeq names its product growth arrest specific 2 (gene Gas2). The record is from RefSeq and is a predicted model, not a curated record. Bases 387 to 1382 code for a protein of 331 amino acids. Gene Ontology annotation, cellular component: actin filament. Gene Ontology annotation, biological process: actin crosslink formation. NCBI's taxonomy places the organism in Eukaryota, Metazoa, Chordata, Mammalia, Rodentia, Caviidae. The transcript is spliced from 9 exons. Gene Ontology annotation, molecular function: actin filament binding; cytoskeletal adaptor activity; microtubule binding.
UGCAGGGUAAAACAGUGUCAAUUGCAUUUGCUGUCCACCAGGAAAAAAAAAGAAAGAAAGAAAAAAAGUAAGCAUUCUCCUUCCGCCCGCUCUAGGCGGGCUGCUGGAAUGUGGCAACGCGUUUCUGGCAGGGGGAAAUCGAUUUCCCCAGCAGCCCCCAGAGCAGCCCCGGGCGCAGCAUGAAGAGGGGCGGCGCGGCGGGCGCGCCUGCGGCCGGGCUGCGGGGGUGCGGGGAGCCGCGGCUGCAGGACCUGAGCCCCGAGGAGCCCGGCGUGCGGCCCCUGCGGCCCUGAGCGCCCGCACUGACCGCACCGCACCGCACCGCACCGCACCGCACCGCACCGCACCGCACCGGGCCGGACCUGGUAUUACAAGCGGAUAAAGUAAUGUGUACUGCUCUGAGCCCAAAGGUACGCAGUGGACCUGGCCUGUCUGAUAUGCAUCAGUAUAGCCAGUGGCUGGCCAGCAGACAUGAAGCUAAUUUGCUCCCGAUGAAAGAAGAUCUGGCCUUGUGGUUGACCAAUCUAUUAGGGAAGGAGAUUACGGCAGAGACUUUCAUGGAGAAGCUGGAUAAUGGUGCCUUGCUCUGUCAGCUCGCAGCCACCGUGCAGGAGAAGUUCAGAGAGACCAUGGAUGCGCAGAAGCCUGCCAAGAGUCUGCCACUGAAGAAGAUUCCAUGCAAAACAAGCGCACCCUCAGGCUCCUUUUUCGCCCGAGAUAAUACAGCAAAUUUCCUAUCCUGGUGCCGAGAUUUAGGAGUGGAUGAAACCUGUCUGUUUGAAUCUGAAGGUUUGGUCCUCCACAAGCAACCAAGAGAAGUGUGUCUCUGUUUGCUGGAACUGGGCCGGAUUGCAGCCAGGUAUGGUGUGGAGCCUCCUGGGUUGAUAAAAUUGGAAAAAGAAAUUGAACAAGAAGAAACGCUUUCUGCUCCUUCUCCCUCACCUUCUCCGUCAUCAAAGUCUCCUGGCAAAAAGAGUACAGGAAACUUGCUGGAUGAUGCUGUGAAGCGAAUUUCGGAGGAUCCUCCUUGCAAGUGUCCAAGCAAGUUCUGCGUGGAGCGGCUCUCCCAGGGGAGAUACCGAGUGGGAGAGAAGAUUCUCUUCAUCAGGGGUCUUCAUGGUUGUUACUAUGUCUCCACAGCCAAAGUAAAGCAGACAUUGAAGAUGCUGCACAACAAACAUGUCAUGGUGCGUGUGGGAGGCGGAUGGGAAACUUUUGCUGGGUAUUUGUUGAAACAUGACCCUUGCCGAAUGCUGCAGAUCUCACGUGUGGAUGGCAAAACAUCCCCUAUCCAGAGCAAAUCUCCAACUCUUAAGGACAUGAAUCCAGAUAACUACUUGGUGGUAUCUGCCAAUUAUAAGGCUAAGAAGGAGAUUAAAUGAAACUCUCGGUGGCCACAAAAGGACUUUGAUAGGGCCCUAUAUCCACAUUUCCAGUGUAGUCAGUUUAGCCCACUUGCUCUGAAAACCACUUUGGAGAAGGGUGUAACAGACAGAAAAUGUCAUCAUACUGAAAUAUAGUAGCACUAUUUAUUUGUAAUGCUUCUGUAGGAAAUGACACCAUUAAAGUCUAAAUCCAGAUUUAAACUAGUGAAAUCAUAGGCAAAUUAUUGUUUCUCAGUAUCUGAGCACAGUAUUUAGGGCACACACAGUAUUAGGAACACAAUGCUAGCUAUAGAUGCUGAAGACAAAACUAUUACGAGAGAAACACUUAGAAUUCUUAGAAAAGUCAACAGAAAGUGCCUGCUGUGUGUCUAUGAGUAAAAGCACCCCAGACAUUUUUAUAAUUCUGGAUUUUUAAGCUAUUUUUUACAAAAUGAGUAGUGUGAUAAUGUGCUACUAAAAACAUGGAACAGUACUCUCAGUUAAGUACAGGCUAUUCACAGCAGUAAUGCUGUCCUGGAAAGGCCACUUCAGAAAAGUUUACAUUCAUUGGGAAGAUUGCCUUAAGUUUCGCUUUUAUCUCUGACCAAAUAUCUGGGGUACUUUUGGAAGUUUUUGGUACACCCCCCUUAGAGAAGAGCUGAUGAAUUUCACACAUUCUUAAGCACAUGGCUGGUGGUUAGAAAGAGUGUAAUUCACACACAUGAGCUGACAUACAUUUAUUUUGAUGACUGAAUUGUAUAAAUGGUCACUGACUUCAUGUUACUUUAAAGCAUUUUCUUAUUAAAGUAUAUCUUCAGUUACUCCUAUUUUGUUAUGCUGUCUAGUAAAUUCAUUGUAGCUAAGGAUGUUACAGGCUUGUGUAUACCAUUGUAUACCUGAGACAGGGCAAACAGCAAAGGAUUGUCCUCACUGAUGCAAAAAUUAAAAAGAUAAAUUUAAACAAUG